Molecule: messenger RNA, 1019 nt
Organism: Lagopus leucura (white-tailed ptarmigan)
Lineage: Eukaryota; Metazoa; Chordata; Aves; Galliformes; Phasianidae
Gene: RNF224
Product: ring finger protein 224
Exons: 1
Coding region: 44-550 (168 amino acids)
Source: RefSeq, a predicted model, not a curated record
CAUUUUCUUCCCUCCUCCCUCCCACCCUCCUCCCCCCCCCAGCAUGUCCCAGGCUGGUAGCAGCCCCUGUGCAGAGGACGGGGGGCCACGUGCCGAGGCACACACGCGCACCCCAAGCCGGGGCAGCCAGAAGCUUGAGUGCAUCAUCUGCUACUCCUCAUAUGACCUGUGUGGCCGGCUGCCUCGCCGGCUCUACUGCGGCCAUACCUUCUGCCAGACCUGCCUCAAGCGCCUGGACGCCGUCGCCAACGAGCAGCGCUGGAUCCCCUGCCCACAGUGCCGCCAAAAUACGCCCACACCGCGCGGCGGUGUCACCAUGCUCGACCUCGACCUGGCCACUUUUCUCCUCGUCAAGGCUGACAAGGAGCAUCCCUGGGUGGCCGCACGCUCCCUGCAGGAUGUGGCCACCAAGGACUUGUGCAAGGAGCCGCCGGUCACGCAGCAGCCGCUGGGGCUGUGCCAGGACGCAGUGCCCCGGGCACCGUUCCCGAACCGUGGCUGCUGCCAGCCGUGCAUCUGCUGUGGGGUGACGGCAGCUUUUGAGAUCUGAAUGUGGGGACAUGAGGACAGCAGGGUUUGGUGGACUGAAGCAUUCUGUGCCUCCAAGCUGAGCUCUUGGGGUGCUGCCUGGGUCACUUUUUGGGAAUCUCCACACCACACCCCAGAGUCAUUGUGGAUAGCAGUGGUGGGGUUGUUCUGGUAGUCUAGGAAGGGCUCCAGCUUGUCCAUGGGCUUUUUCCCAUUCUGCUGGGAUUUGGGCUGCAGCAGGGGGCAUGAGAAUGCUCCCAUCCUUCGCCCUGCCGACUUACCCCUCCGGCAGCUCCAAACCUGCUCCAGCCAUCACAGAUGCUCCCAGGACCUAACAGCACAGCUUCUCCAUGAAUGCAGCUCUGCAGUGGGGACACCUUCACCAGGACAGGUGGCAUGGGAGCCUGGCACAGCACACUGACUCAGGGAUGCUUCAGGGAGUGUGCCACAGCCUGGAGGUCCCACAUCCAUUAAACAUCUCCUAAGCUGCA